AUGGACAACCUAUCUCCCAUCCCGACUCCUCCUCCUAUUCAUCCGGCACAACCAGCACUGCGGCGACAGCAACAGCAACAGCAACAUCCCGUAGUAGUAACCACACAUCCACCAUCAGCAGGACCCACCUCUUCGUCGACAACGUCUUUUGCCCAGCGUCUGUCGGAAUGGCUCAAGGAGAACAAGGCUGCCAAGGCUGCCCAUCUCACAGGAGCAUCAGGAGCAGGAAAUGGAAGAACCUUUGAUGAGGAUGGCAAUGACAGCAAUAGUAGCAACACACCAUCUCUCCAGAGCCUGCCCUCAUGGGUCUUUGAGGAUAUUCAGCCUCGCUCAUCACCCACUCUUUCACCAGUUCCCUUGAGAUCUGCAGGCAUCAUUGCAGGAGCAGCAGUAACCGGAGCGUCCUCUUCAGUCGACCCUAUUGCGACACUGUUACCGCAACUUGAGCGAAUGACCACCGAAGACGACAACAGCGCCCAUACCACUCCCACCCCAACCCCUGCACCCACUGUACCCUUCGUACCCUUGCCACAUCAACAAUUGCAACAGCUGGAGCAGGAACAGCUGCAGCUCCAGGCUCUUCAUGGUUACCUUGCCUCCUCAGGACCUUCGGCGACCUACCGGAGAACUCAGUCAAAGUACAAGCAACCCUGGAGGAGAACCCGUCCCGAAAUGAUCACAUCCCGUCGCAACCCUUCCCGUCGUCAGCAGCAGGCAUCGACUGCUCCUACUACAGACAUCGACAUACCACUGGCAACAACAGCGACAUGUACAAGAGGACCUGGAAGCAGCAACAGUACUACGAGCAGCAUGGGCGACCUGACAGCAGCUGAAACAGAGUCAACAAGGACGACCCUCUACCUGCCCCAUGAUAUCCUUCUCGCUAUCUUUUCGCACCUGCCCUCAAGGGCGAACGCGCAGCAGUAUUACGAUCGAACUCACCCCUCCGAUCUGCUCUCGUGUUCUCGAGUUAACAUGGGCUGGCGUAUUGCGGCCCUCUCGACCAUCUGGCAGACCAUUCUCCUACCAGACCCUCUGGAUCGCUCCUGUCGUCGCCUGUUGCACCUCUUAGCGUCGUCUCAUGCCUCGGCUCAGAUCACGGGCAAGAACUAUGACAUGACUGAGAUUGUUCAGCGAGUCGAGGUUGACCUGCUGGAGGCGACAGAGCAAUUGGCGGAAGAACGUAUGAGGGCUGCUGCGUCUAGUAUUGCAAAUGCGGUCGCUGCAGAGGUGCAACCACAUCAGGAGCAGCCCCGUUUGAUUGUGGGACCCGCCGGUAUCACUUUCAACAACAACAGUAGCAGCACCAACCCGGAAUUCGAACACCACAUCAUUCCAUUUUUCGAUGACGAUGGUGUUCCGAUUACUGUCAGGAGCUGGAAUGUCACAAACGAUUCAACCACCAAACUUACUGCCACUGCCGCUCCUACCAGUGCCAGUAGCAGCAGUAGCAGCAACAACAACAACAACAACAACAACAACAACAACAACAACAACAACAACAACAACAACAACAACAACAACAACAACAACAACAACAACAACAACAACAACAACAACAACAACAACAAUAACAACAACAACAACAACAGCAACAACAACAACAACAACAACAACAACAACAACAACAACAACAACAACAACAACAGCAACAACAACAACAGGACCGCCUCACGCGGAACGAUGACGGACCAUAUCACGACCCUGUUACAGUUUAUUUCGCCCUUCCGAACACUCUCGAUCCAACUGCCACAGGAGAUUGAAUCAAGCGCAGCAGAUGUGUUGACCCGGUCGGCCUCGCUCCCAGCAUUAGAAGCGAUCCGUCGCGGUAUUCAGGAAGCCCAGAUCCGCGAGCUGGACAUGCCAUCGCCUAUGUACUGCAGCGUCUCGACCUUUCCAGGAAUGCUCGAUCUCAUCUCGAAUAUGCAGGCCCUCCGAGUUCUGAUCUUGGGUUAUUCGAGUCGGGAUUGGCCCCUCCUCAAGGCGAUUAUUUCCUUACCGCUGCUGGAGAACCUGUGUGUCUUUGAUUCCUGCUGGAGUAAUCAGAUCUGGAUCUAUCUCUUUUCGUCGCUGGGGCCACAACUUCGAGGACUGACGGUCUUGCAGGGGAGACGGCCCCUCCAGGGGGUUGUUUUGAGGGAAGGUAUUGCACCGUACUGCAACAACUUGACGACACUUUCGAUUCCGUUUAUCAAGUUGAUGUCUGGACCGGGGCCCGUGUUGACGGAUCAGGAUGUGAUUCCGGUGUUGAAGACCUGUCAUGAGCUGCAGGUGAUCAAUCUCUCGGGCCAGCAACUGUUGGGCGACAAGGUCUUGGAGGCGAUGACGGAUCUUUGGGGCUUGCAGACGUUGGAUAUCAGAGAGUGUCCGUUGAUGACGGGCCAGAACAUCAAGAGCGUCCGGUGGCAGUCGAUCCAGCGGGUCCGGAUGUUUGGAUGUGGAGAGAUGUCGUCCGAGUUUAUGGAUUUGAUCCUGCAAGCGUGGCGGUCGUCGCAUACCAACACUGGUUCUUCUAGUACGAAUGGAGCGUCAGGGUCGGGACAUCAUCAUCACCAUCACCAUCAUCACCAUCCGCAUGGGAAGCAUAGUAUUGGAGGCCUGGGAUCGACCACGAGUGCAGGAGGUGUUGGGUCGUCGUCGUCGGCAACCAUUAUGCGGUUUGCGUCUGUCCUGGAUUUCAAUGCCGACGUGGAGGAUCCGGUCGAGAUGGGGUGGGUCCGUCAACGGGAAGAUGAGCCGCCUCUUGAUCUUGACGAGGACCAUUUCUUUGCUGACUGGUAUUGUUAG
Messenger RNA from Linnemannia hyalina, 2787 nucleotides. Lineage: Eukaryota; Fungi; Mortierellomycota; Mortierellomycetes; Mortierellales; Mortierellaceae. The record is from the annotation of a GenBank genome assembly.